Lasiodiplodia theobromae is the source of this 843-nucleotide messenger RNA. RefSeq names its product Tubulin-specific chaperone b (tubulin folding cofactor b). The transcript is spliced from 3 exons. The coding region runs from base 1 to 843 and encodes 280 amino acids. Gene Ontology annotation, biological process: cytoplasmic microtubule organization. Gene Ontology annotation, molecular function: microtubule plus-end binding. Gene Ontology annotation, cellular component: cytoplasm; microtubule plus-end; nucleus. The record is from RefSeq and is a predicted model, not a curated record. NCBI's taxonomy places the organism in Eukaryota, Fungi, Ascomycota, Dothideomycetes, Botryosphaeriales, Botryosphaeriaceae.
AUGUCGCUCCAGCCCGCCCAUGACGUGCCGCUGCUGGUCUCGUCGCCCAACUCGGCCUCGGAGCGCCGCGUCACGCCGUCAUGGUCCAUUAGCCACCUGAAGACCCGUCUCGAGCCUGUCACCGGUAUCCCGGCCUCCUGUCAAAAGCUCACUCUGCGGAUCGGCUCGCAGGCGCCCGUGCCUCUCGAUGCGCCAAACGAGGACGCAACCCUGCUCUCUUCCUUCCCUCUGCAGCCAUACGCCGAGAUCUACCGCACCACCUCUUUCGCUGAGCGACCGUUGACGCGCGCCUCAUCUGCAUCAUUUGUCAUCUUCUUCCCGACCAUCCCUACUAACUCUGCCAAACAGGUCGACGAUACGCGUCCCGCCGCCGCCCGGACCGACUUUAGCGAUGUCUCCGCCGUAGAGAAGUACGUGAUGCCGGCCGACGAGUACGAGACCCGCUCCGACAGCGUGCUCGCCUGGAAGAAGGCCCAGAAGCUUGGCCGCUUCGACCCUAAUGCUCCGAGCAUCGAGGAGCAGAAGGUCAAAGCGCUGGAGCGCGAGGUCGAGGAAAGAGGCAUCACCGUAGGCGCCCGCUGCCAGCUCCUCCCCGCCUCCACCGACGGUCGCCGCGGCACCGUCUCCUUCAUCGGCCCCAUCCCCGAGCUGCCUCCGCCCGCCGGGCCCUGGAUCGGCAUCACCCUCGACGAGCCGACGGGCAAGAACGACGGCUCCGUCAAGGGCGGCGCCCGCUACUUCCAGUCCAAGCCCAACUGCGGCGCCUUCGUCCGCCCGGAGAAGGUCGAGGUCGGCGAUUUCCCUGAGGUCGACGAGUUUGCUGAGGAGAUGGAGGAGAUUUAA